AUGACGUCUAAAACUAGGCUGGAUCGGAUUCGCAACGAAUACAUCAGGGGCUCCUUCAAAGUCGCACCCAUAGGUGAUAAGAUGGUGGAGAGGCGAAUGCGCUGGUUCGGGCACGUGAUGAGAAGGGAUGAAGAGUACCCAGUUAAAAAGGCUUUAGCAAUCCCGGAAAAGAGAAAAGGCGGAGGGCGCCCCCUAGCUACGUGGUGGACAACCGUAUCCAAAGACCUGGAACGGGCUCAGCUUGAAACGCAAACAACCCAGGGCAGGCGAUCCUGGCACCUAAGGACGAGGAGAGCCGACCCUAAAUGA
This is a messenger RNA of Cydia strobilella, 309 nucleotides long. RefSeq lists its product as uncharacterized. The transcript has a single exon. The coding region runs from base 1 to 309 and encodes 102 amino acids. Lineage: Eukaryota; Metazoa; Arthropoda; Insecta; Lepidoptera; Tortricidae. The record is from RefSeq and is a predicted model, not a curated record.